AUUUCGUUCAGAGUUUCUAAUCUGACUCUGUUCUGAAAUCAAUCUUUGAAUACUCAUCAAUCAUCACUCAGCAUUUUGAGAUUUUUAAUUUCUGGGUUUUCGAAUUCGAUUCGUUAAGAAUAUUCAUUAUUAUUUUUAAAGUUUUUAAUAUGUUUUUCCCCCUAAGUCACGGCAUUGGAAAAAAGGAAGAACACAGCUGUGUUCCUUGCUUCAUGCCCGAGAUUAAGCAAUAAAUUAUUUAUUUCUUUAUAUAGAAAAAUAUAUAUAUAUAUAUAUAUAUAUAUAUCGAAUCAAUGCAUUACUAUAAAAUUACCUACUCUUUUUGACAGUAUCUGAAUUGAAACAUCAUCCAACCAAACUUCAAAACUCUCCUCUAUUAAAUCAUCUUAAUCCCAUUCUCUACUUUUUUCUUAUUCCCAACCACGUGAUUUUUGAUUCGAUUAUUAGUAUUAUUGUUGUGAGAUUGCAUUAUCUCUGGAGACGAGGAGGCGUUAGCUGUAAUACAUUGCUUUGCCUAUUAAAAGCCGUCACAUAAAGUUAAAGUAAACUCACAUAUAUAGACACCACUUUUUGCGUAUAUAUUGUGUGUGUUCUUUCGUCUCUGUUGGGAACAGAUCUUGAUUACAGAUUCAUGUCAUCCAAGAUCGUCUCUUAGGUGAUGAGAAGUGGUUAAGGGUUUUGUUUCUUCAGCUUCCAGUCUGAUCUAAAGUGAGAUACUUUGGUUUGUUUUGGAGUCUUGUCUUAAUCUGGUUGAGAUAAUGGGAAUGAGUCUCGAAUUCGAUGUUGAUCUCGAGAAAGGGAUGGUAGAUUGCGACAAUGUUUAUACAAAAGCACCGGAGAAGCCCAUGUCUCCGGAUAACAAACCGGUUAACACCGGAGAAGAAUCUGUCAUCGGUUCGUUAGAGAGUGAUGCAAGUCCGGUUCAAUGUGGGAUUAGUAAACCGGGAUGGGGGAGAAGUGAUCGCAAGGAGAAACGCAAGAAAUCCGCGUCGAAGCCCCCGCGACCGCCGCGUGGACCGUCUCUUGACGCAGCGGAUCAGAAACUUAUCAGAGAGAUCGCUGAAUUGGCGAUGCUGAAACGCGCUAGGAUCGAACGUAUGAGAGCGUUGAAGAAAUCGAGAGCGGCUAAAGCUGCGUCUGCGGCUUCUUCUCUCGGCAAUGUAUUGGCCACUCUUUUCACCGCUAUUUUCUUCUUCGUACUCGUUUUCCAAGGAUUGUCACCGAGAUCAGCCGGGAAGCCUCACUUAGUAGACGCCGGAAAAGCCAACGGUGGGUUUGUUUCGGUUCAAUAUGCGGGAAAUCCAUCGGCAAGUGAACCGGAUGGAGGUUAUACCGGACCGGCUUUAGCACACAGAUAUCCUCGUAGUUUACUAAAACCGGUUUCCGGUUUGGAGAAUGAAAAGAAGAGUUCACAGUGAACCGCAACAAAAAAAGGUUUUAGGAUUGGAAAGUCCCAUAUACUGGUUUGAUCAAACCAUUUAUCGGUUUAGAUUGUCGGUGAACCAUGUACUCAUAUAUCAUACCGAUAAUUUUUUGGGGGAAAAAACAGAAUCGGCUGCUUUAUCAGCGGCUGUAAUUAUCCGAUGUGGGUAAGAUUAGUUUUGCGUCGUUUUCUUCAAUAAACUGAGAGAGAACUAUAAAGGUUACUAAUAAUAAUAAAAAUCAGUGUUAUGUUAUUCAA
Messenger RNA from Camelina sativa (false flax), 1681 nucleotides. The record is from RefSeq and is a predicted model, not a curated record. NCBI's taxonomy places the organism in Eukaryota, Viridiplantae, Streptophyta, Magnoliopsida, Brassicales, Brassicaceae.